Messenger RNA from Plasmodium adleri (nom. inval.), 5043 nucleotides. RefSeq names its product conserved Plasmodium protein, unknown function. The record is from RefSeq and is a predicted model, not a curated record. NCBI's taxonomy places the organism in Eukaryota, Apicomplexa, Aconoidasida, Haemosporida, Plasmodiidae. The transcript has a single exon. The coding region runs from base 1 to 5043 and encodes 1680 amino acids.
AUGUAUAAGAAGAAGACCAGAAAAGACUCAGAUGAUUUUUAUGUGUCAGCAGCUAGCGAAAAGAAUGAUGAAGACAAACUUUAUGCAUCAGAUAAUAAAAACAUAUUGAAUCUUUUAACAUCAAAUAAUGAACCUAUAAAUAGUAAUGUAGAGAAUUAUUCUUUUAAUGAUAUAUUAAACAAAAAUGAUUUUAUUUAUCAUCAACAUGUUAAUAACAAAAUAGAGAAUACAUAUAAAAAUGUUAAUAAAUAUAAAGAAGAAGAUAAUAAUGUAUUAAUAAAUAGUGAUACAAAAGAUAUUCAUAAUAAUUUUUAUGAUGAAGAAAAAGAAAUACAAGUAUUUAUAGAUAUAUCAAAAUUAUUAGAAAGCAAAGAAGAAAAUGAAACCUACAUUAGUCAAGAUAUAUAUAAUGAUAUUUAUGAUAUGAAUAUAAAUAAAAAUAUAGCAGAAUAUCCAAAAAAUUUAUUAAAUGAUAAAAAAAUAAAUGAAAAUAAUUAUUAUUAUUAUCAUUAUGAUGAAACACAUUUGUCGUAUGGAUCUAUUCCUUAUGAAAAGAAAGAAACAAAUGCAUAUAUUCCAUAUGAUUUAAAUAAUAUGUCUUAUGAUUAUUUUUAUAAAGACACAUAUAUCAAUGAACAUGAACAUACUAAAAUAAAUUCUCUUCAUGAGGAUAUAAAUCUGUUCACUCCUAAAAGCAAACAAACAAAUGGACAAAAAAACAACAUCAAUAAUAAUGAUAAUAAUAAUAAUAAUGAUAAUAAUAAUUAUUAUAAUUAUUAUCAUAAUAAUAUAUUUGUAGAACUCACAAAAACUUUACAUGAUCAAAAUAAUUUGAACCAUCAUAAUUUCGAUUCUACAAUAUAUCCUUUUGAAAAUAAAAAGGAUUUAACAAUAAAUUUAUUUAAAUCAUCAAGUAACAAAAUAAAUAAGGUACAUACAAAUAAUAAUAAUAGAAACGAAUCCAUCUCAAAUAAUAUCAAAAACAAUAUAGAUAGUCCUUCCAUAGACAACAAUAAAAAAAAAAAUUUUUUUUUUUUUGAUGAUGAUAAAGAUAAUGUGUUCUUAGAAAGAAAUAUUUUAGAGAAAAAUAAUAUAGAAAAAAAUAAUUUAGAGAAAAAUAUUUUAAAAAGUGACAAUAAUUUGAUUGAUUAUAAAAAUAAAUAUGACGAAAAUGUUACUAGGAUUAUAAAAGAUAAACCAGAUCAUUUUUUAAAUUAUAUUUAUAAUAUAGAAAGUAAUAAAGAAGAUAUAAAUUGGAAUUUAAAAAAUAACUAUUAUGUAUAUGAGAAUAAUAAAAUUGAAGAAGAACUAUCAACAUGUUUAGAUAAUAACAUAUCUUUAGAUACAUUUAAUUAUCUUUAUAAAAAAUAUAAUGAAGAUACAUGUAAUAUAUAUGAUAAUAAUGAAGAAAAAUCAUUUUUUAUAAAAAAACAAAUUCUAAAAGAGACACAAAUGACUAUAAAACAAAAUGAACAGACAAACAAUCUUAUAGAACAAAAUAAUCAUAAUAAUAAUCAUAAUAAUAUUAUGAGUCGUCAUAUAAAUUAUAAUAAUAAUAAUAAUAAUAAUAUUAUGAGUCGUCAUAUAAAUUAUAAUAUGGAGUGCGCACAAAACAUGGAACCUUAUAAAGAUAUAUUACAAAGAAAUGAACAGAAUUAUAUAAAUAAUACAGAUAGAAAGAUAGAAAAAAUGAAUGAUAUAAAUGAUAUAAAUGAUAUAAAUGAUAUAAAUGAUAUAAAUAAUAUAAAUAAUAUAAAUGAUAUAAAUAAUAUAAAUAAUAUACAUAUAAAUAAUAAUACCUCUGUUUUUACUAAUAUGGAUAUACAGAAAAUUUAUUUAGAAAAUUAUAAUAAACAACUAAAAGAUGAUAAAGAAUAUAUGCAAAAAAAUAAUAAUAAUUUAUCUUCUAUAAUAUCUUAUGAACAAAAAGUUUUUAAUCACAAUAAUGAUAUGAUUAAAAUAGGUUCAUCAGAUGUAACAUAUAAUAAAACACAACCUUUAAAUGAUAAUCUAAAUAAACAAGAGGAAUCCAUAUCCUCAAAUAUAUGUACAUCUAUUAUUAAUUUUAAUAAUGAUAAUAAAAAAAUAAAAGAACCAUAUAAUAUAGAGCACACAAUAAAUAAUUUAGAAAGUAGUACAAAAAAAAAAAAAAAAAAAAUUAUUAGUAUGGAUAAAGAAAAUGACGUUGAAAUGAAUAAAAAUAAUGAUAAUAAUAAUAAUAAUAACAAUAACAAUAAUAAUAAUAAUAAUAAUAAUAAUAAUAAUAAUAAUAACAGUGACCAUAAUAAUCAUUUUAAUAUAUCUGAUGAAGAUAAUGAUUUUUUUCAUUCUUUUAUUUAUUGUAAUAAUUCUGGAACUUGUCAAAAUAACAAGACAUAUGAUACAAAUCAUUGUAUAUACAAUCAUUGUUAUAAUAAUAUAAAUAAUGAUAAUGUGUGUAAAGAAAAUCUUUAUUGUGAUGAAAAAACAAAAGAUCUAAUGUAUGUAUUAAAAAAUAAAGUUUCAAAAAAAAAUAUUUCAGAUGAUGAGAAGAUGAAACAAUUUUUUUUUUUUUAUGAACAUAUGAAUAAUAAAAAUGUAGGAGACAAAUACGAAAAAGAUAAUAAAAAAAAACAUAUUCAUAUGAAUAAUAUACAACAAAGAGUUUAUUAUAAUGAGGAGAAGAACAAAGAAAAUGGAUAUGGAUAUAAUAAUAAUGUGAUGAAUGACAAAAGAAAUAAAAUGGAUUCUUCAUAUGUAACACCAAAUAUAUUUUUGAGAUAUAAAAAUGGUAAUAUUAAUAGGAAUGAUCAUGUGAAUGGUCAUAUGAAUGGUCAUAUGAAUGGUCAUAUGAAUGGUCAUAUGAAUGGUCAUAUGAAUGGUCAUGUGAAUGAUCAUAUGAAUGAUCAUAUGAAUGAUAAUAUACCUUUUUAUAACAAUAUACAUGUUAAUAAGACGCUGCAAAAAUAUUUAGAGCCGCAAAAAAAGAGUGCAAAUAUUUUCGAAUCCCUUAAUUCUUUUAUAUACAACUUUAAGAAUAACGAAAAAAAUCAUAACAUAAAAAAAAAUAAUAACAACAAUAUAAAUAUUAAUAGUAUUUAUAAUAUGCUUAAUCAGUAUGAUCAUGAAGAUGAGAUGGGGUUAAAUAAGUUGGAUAUUCAUAAAAAGAUAGAUAAUAAUAGAAAUAAAAUAAUUAACGAUAUAGAUAAUAUUAAUGAAAUCAAAGAAGAUGAUCAUAAUAAACAUGUUGAUAAUAUAAAAAUAAAUAAUAUGAUACAUGAAAAAGAUAUUUACGAUGAUUUGAAUAAUUGUAAAAAAUAUAAUAAAAAAGAAACCAUGAGAAAAAACGAUGAAAGCAUUAAUCUUAUUUCAUCUAAUGAUCAAAAUAAAAAAAACAUCAACCAUAUAAAAAAUAAUAAUAAUGAUAAUAAUAAUAAUAAUAAUAAGUGUUAUUAUUAUAUGAUGGAUCCUUUUGUGUCUACAUAUACAAAAAAUGAUACCAUGAAAAAGGAAAAAAUUAUUCAUCCUCAAAUAAAUAAUAACAUGCAAGAUAACAGAAUAGAUAAUUAUGAAGAACAAAAAAAUGAUCUUAAUAAAGUAGAUGAAGAUAAUAUUAUUUUAACGAUUAUAUGGAAUAUAAAUAAUAUUUCUCUCUUAACUUGUAGUAACAAUAAUUUUGUUGUCUCACCAGAAUUUAAGACACAGACAAAAAUGAAGGAAUUCUUCAUAUUAUUUAAUAUGAACAAUAAAAAUAAUGAGGACACCAAAAAAUGUGAUGACAUCAAAAAAUGUGAUGACAUCAAAAAAUGUGAUGACAACAAAAAAUGUGAUGACAUCAAAAAAUGUGAUGACAACAAAAAUAUUGUGGACACCAAAAAAUGUGAUGACAACAAAAAUAUUGUGGACACCAAAAAAUGUGAUGACAAUAAAAAUAUUUUGGACACCAAAAAAUGUGAUGACAAUAAAAAUAUUUUGGACACCAAAAAAUGUGAUGACAAUAAAAAUAUUUUGGACACCAAAAAAUAUGAUGAUAUUUAUAUAGACAUUUUAUUUUCUUACACAGGAUUCUGUGAUAUUAUUUUCUCAGUUACUUGUGGUGUGUAUAGAAAAAAAUAUGCAUGCUAUAAUAUUUCUACAGUUCCUUGGUUUGGCUAUAGAAAUUUGGGAUUCUUAAAGAACUGUAUGAAAAAUGAUAUGGUAUCUAUAAGAAUAGAUAUUCAUAAUAUUAAAGAAAAGAAUGAAAUAAAAGAAAUAUAUUUAAAUAAUAUUAUAUCACAGAUAAAGGAUAAAAAAGAUAAUAAGAAAAAUGUAAAUUUAUUAAACGAUCAUCAAAAUGAUAAUAAAGAUCCUAAUAAUGGUUUUAAUAAUCAGGAUAUAAAUUUAUAUCAACAUAAUAUUAUACAUAUAGAUGAUAAUAUAAAAAAAAAAAAAGAAUCUAAUAAUAAUAUAUAUAUUAAAAAAAAAAAUGUUUUUCAAAAAAAUGAUAAUAAUAAUAUAUAUGAUAUACAUAAAAAUAUUAUACGGCAAUAUAAUAAACUAGAUUCUAUAUCAGGAUGUAAUAAAAUAACUUACAUCAAUAAUAAUAAAAUAAAUUUUCAAGAAAUCAAUAAUAUCAAAAGUAAGGAAAAUAUAUUUACAUUAGAAUCUAAACUUAAUAAAAAUAUUAAUCAUAGAAAGGAAUACACAACAAAAAAUGGCAUCAACAAUAAUAAUAUAUGUAGUAAUAAUAAUAAUAAUAUAUAUAGUAAUAAUAAUAAUAUAUGUAGUAAUAAUAAUAAUAUAUGUAGUAAUAAUAAUAAUAUAUAUAAUUGUGAUCAUUUUAAAAAUAACAUUUCUCUAGAUAAUCAUAAUAAUAAUUUAUCUUAUAAUAUAAAUAAAUAUUUUAAUAAACAUGUAUUUGUAUAUCCAAUACAAAAAAAUAUAUCCACAAGAAAAAGUAACAAUCAUGUUUUAAAUAAUAAAUAUCAUAUGCAAACAAAAGGAGAUAAUCAAAGAGAGAAUAAUUAUCAUACUGAUCUAUAUGGAUAUAAUACAUUAGAGUGUAAAAUUAAAAGGGAAUAUUAA